UUUACAUGUUAAAAAGUUGGCCAAAAUCGCAUUCUUGUAUCUCUCUCCCUUUUCUUCCCCAAAUUUGAUCCUAAGAUGAUUCGAACCCGGAUGGUAUGGUUCACCUCCGGAUUCCUUGUCAAUGGAGGUGCCAUUGCUUACUUCCUUCAUCGAGACCUCUCCAAAGAUCGUUACCUCCUUGUCCAUCAAUUGAAGGACAAUUUCGGCGCACUGGAAGCUAGGGUUACCAAUCUUGAAUCUGUUUCUCAUAAUUCAAUUGUUCAGAUGCACGUCUUUUGCAGGAUGAAGGCAGUUCGAGCUGAAAUGUAAGGAGGUUUUACAGCGUUUAUACAUUAUUGUACCGGAGUUAACAGAAAAUAAUGCUGUUCAUUGUAAUCCCUCAGAUUGAAUAUUGCUAUUGAGAAAGUUUUCAUAUGAUUGAUCUACAAGGCACAAUCUGUUAGUUUAUAUCAGUGUCUACUCUUACUCUUUUUUUGUUCUUGUAUACCUUCAAGUAUGAUAAGUGACUCCCAUGAUUGAGUUGAGGAAUAGCACUGUUUUCUUAUUCUGUCCUUGAAUAUAAUCUUCUUAUUUCUUAUUCU
Molecule: messenger RNA, 581 nt
Organism: Beta vulgaris subsp. vulgaris (sugar beet)
Lineage: Eukaryota; Viridiplantae; Streptophyta; Magnoliopsida; Caryophyllales; Amaranthaceae
Exons: 3
Coding region: 76-309 (77 amino acids)
Source: RefSeq, a predicted model, not a curated record